AUGAGCUAAAAUGCAGUCGUCAAGGCACUCAAAAUGCUUGUUCAGAAUAACUAAGAAUUACAAGAUAAGCUAAAAUUUACUACUUAGGAAGUUUAGAGCUAGAAGAAGAGGUGCACAUUUAGACCAGGCAUAUAAGUUACGAAUCAAUUAAAUUAGUUUAAUGCUUUGGUUAAAAAGGGAGAAUGGAAUGGAGAGAUUAGCAUUAAGGAUUACAAAGGAACUUUUAAAAUAGAACAUUGGAUUUAUAUUGAAUAAGAAUUACGUUCGUUAACUUAAUUGUCAUUACUUUAAUUUAUUAAUACUUAGUUAGAUAAGGAACAUCUAAAUAUACUAGGUAGACUCAUUAAUUGGAUAAAUCCAAUUGAUUUUACUUUAAUUUUGAAAUAAAAUGAAAUUGAUGAUUUGGAUGUUAAGGAUUUCUUAUAUGAUUUGCUAUUAAACAAAAUUAAUUUUUAAUAAAUUUUUAUUAAGAGCAAUCCUGGAAUUUACAAAGGCAGUUUCAUAAUUUAAUUAGAAUUAUUUCUCAAAAAAGAAUUCGAAGCCAAGAGACGAAAUUAUUUCUAUAAAUUAAUUAAGAAUCUUGAAAACUUCUCGAUGGGAUUGAUUAAGAUAUUUUACAAUGAAGUGGAUUAACUCUCAUAUAAAGAAAAAAUAGCAAAUGCAGAAUCGGAAAUCGAUUAAACAUCAUUUUAUGAUUUGAAAGUAGCAGGGUGUUUCACUAAUACCAACUAUAAAGCAUUUUAUAAUUUAAUAUAAUUACUCUAUCAUGAAGAUCAUUUGGAAUAGCUAGUUGGAUUGAAUAUAAAUGAUAAUUACCUAGGAGAAUUAGGAGAAUUUUCAAAAGCAUGUCAGCAAUUUUCGACUUCCAAAGGUUUACUAAAUUUGGAGAUGAGUAACUAACCUUUACUGCACAACUCUGUAUCUGUAGAGAGUCUAUGUGGUAAUCGUUAUGAUCAAUUAAGAUUGUCUAUGUUGAACAUUUCAUACAAUGAUAAAAUGACUCCAAAGGUAUUUGAAUUAAUAAGUUACAAUAUUUUAAAUGACUUAAAAGUAAUCAACUUUGACAAUUCAUUACCAGCUGAAUUACCAACUCUAUUAAAACUCUUUUAUUUUAUUGAAUCUUAUGAUAAAUAGAUAGCAAAUCUAAGUCGAUUGACAUAGCAAACCAAAAUUUUGUAAACUCUUAACCUUGAGGAAUUGGAUUUGUCAACAGUUGAAAAUUAUAAUAGACAUGACUUGAUGUAUAAACUCAUAAAGAAUACUUGUUUUAAUAUUCAUUCUAACUUAAGAAAAUUAACAAUAUCGAAUUGUGAUGCAGGAAGAAUGGAAGCCUACUAUAAAGCAUACAAUGACUUUGUCAAAGAAAUAAAAGCUAACUCUUCUAAUUGCUACUAUCAAAAUUACAGAAUUCCAUUGGUCGAGAUUUAAAUUCCAGAAUAAAGGUAUUCAAUGGAAACUCCAAUCAAUUUAUAGUUUUUAUUGUCACUAGUAUUUACAACUACAGAAGAUUAUUUGUAAAUGGAAAGUGUAACUUUUACUGAAGCUUUUAAUGUAAAUUAGAGAAAUGAGGCCUUUAAUGAGGCCCUGACAAUAAUCUCACGUUCAGAUUAGAAUGUUAGAUACACAUUAAAACAAUUCAAAGGUAUAAGAAUGAGGUUUUAUCUUGAAUAAAUUCAUUUCAAUCAAUUAGUGUUCAACAACAAUUUAUCACUAGAAAAGUUUUAUUUAGAAGAUACUUCAUUUGGCACUGAUUCUGAGUAGUUUGAAGAAGGAUUAACUACUUUUGUGAAUGAUCUUACAUUGAACAAUCAAUUUUUUGGUUUAAAAUCAUUCACAUUAAAAAAUGCAUAUGGAGCCUCAUUAGAACUAUAUUCUUCAAUUCACUAUUUGAUUUUUCACAAAUGCUCUUUCUUAGAAGAAUUAUGCUUGAUUGGAAUCACAAUAACCAUAAAAGAUAAAAACAAAGAAAUUUUAUAAGAGGUAAUGAAAAAUGAAUAACACUCUAUUAAAUCUUUAAAGACUUUAGAGAUUGGAAAUUUGUAUGGAGAAUAAGUAUAUGAAAAUAUAUUUGAAUUUGUUGUUUUGAAUUCUUACAUAAGAUUGAAUAAACUUACAUUAAUAGAGAUACCUAUAACAAACUUUUUAGAAUCUAUAAUAACAAAAAAUAUCAAUAUUGAGGAUCCUGAUCAUUAAUUAUCAUAAUUAAAGUAAUUAUCUUUGGAAUCUAUUGAAUUACCUGACGUUAACUAAUGGCAAUUAUUUGUAUAAACAUUUUUAUUUAAUAUGAACUCAUAAUUAACAAGAUUGAGAUUAAAAUCUAUCAAGUUUUGUGAGAAUAUGUAGAAAGCAAUACAAAAAGUGUUUGAAAAUCUAAUUAAAAAGAUAGAAUUAUAAAAUUAAAUAAUCAAACCAAGACUAAAUUCAUUAACUUUAGAAAGUUGUGAAAUUUAAACUGAAUUUUUAAUUAUGUUUGCAUUGAAUCCAUUCUGUAAAAUCAAAGAACUUUCAUUAAAUGAUUGUCAUGGUUUUGAUAAAUAUUUAAUGUCAUCCAAACAAAUAAUUAAAGAGAAUGAGCUAAAAGAAACAUUAACAUUGAGUUUGAAUUCCUUUGUAGCCAUUAAUACAGAAAUAGACGAAGCUUUUGAAUGGUUCUUUGAAGAUAUCGUAUUUAAUGAAGCCAAAUAAUAAUUAACUACACUUGUGUUGAGGAAUUGUAAAUGCCAGAAAAAACAUGUGUAAUCUCUUUGCAAAAUAAUAACGAAUUUAAAAAACAAGGAGAAAAAUAACAAUUUGAAAAGAUAUUUUAAAUUAAGAGACAUUGAUUUAAGCUUAAAUCCUGAUAUCUCUGCAAAAUAAUGGAAUAAUUUAUUUUCAAUUCUUUUAGAUGUCAAUAAGAAUAAUCUAGUUUAAUCAUAAAUUAAAGAAUAACAAGAAGGCGAAAAUAAUAAUGAAGGAUCAUUAGAGGUGGAAAAUAAACUCUCAGAAAUAAAGACAAUAAUCAAGAAUUAAGAUCUAAAUUUAGCUGAAAAGAUUUUAUUCCAUUAUAAUAAAUUCCAAUUUUAACCUCCUUAAUAAUUAAGGUACUUAGAGUUGGAUAUGAAUUUGACUUAUUCUCCAGAGGAAUAAACUCAAUAAAUAUAUAAAGCAUUAGUAUGUGGAAUUAUUUGUCAUCCUUUAAAUAAAUUGGUUAUAUUGAAACUAUAAAAUUUUAAUAUUGAAUUGUUUAUGAGAAAUGUGGAAGAAUAUUAAAAAUAUGGAUAAUAAUUAUAGAGAUAAAUAAACGUAAAUGAAGCAUAUAAUUAUUAAUUAGAAGAAAUUACAAUGGAAGGGAUUACAAAUGAUAGUGAAGAAACUACAAGAUUAUUUGUAAAUUAUUUUAUUUGUUCUAAAUAUAUAAAUUUGAAGAAAUUAGAUUUAUCAGGUUUCAAUUAUGGGAUAAUUAAAGAAAUAAUAUAGUAAUCAUAAUAAAAAGAGAAAUAUUAUAUUAAUCAAUUAAAUUUGAAAGGAAUUUCAGAAACAUUAGAUAGAGAUAAUAGUUUGAAGUUCUUCAAAUAUUUUAUAUUUGGUGAAUUAUUCCCAAUUGAAUGUCUUGAAAUUGGAGAGUAUUUUAAUUUUGAGGGUAAAAUCAACACAAAUGAUUGGUAUGGAUAAAACAAAUAUGAAAAAGAUAUAUUGUUGAAGAAAUUAAAUAUUUAUUCAGGAGGAUAUGAUAUUGAUAAAAUAGAAACAAUGAGCAAUUUAAUGAAUGAAAUAUUAUAGAAUCCAACAACUUAAUUAGAUGAAUUAACAAUUACUGGUGAUGAAUAAGAAUGUAGAUGUUUUGAUGCAUUCUAUGAAAGAGGAUUGAAAGAGAUCAAAUAAUUACAUAUCAAAAAAUUAGUAAUAUCAAACACUGUGUUGAUUGAUGACAAUUUCUUAUCUUUAUUAAAUAAAUCCAGAAAUUUUUUGGUAAAUUUAUAAUUAUAGGGUAUUACAUCAUAUGCAUAAACAGAAACCAUAUUAAAUGAAUAAAUAAAUUCAUCAUUAAAUAAAGUAUGUGAUCUAACUGUAAAAUCUAUAAAAGGAGAAGAUGUUUAAGUUUUGUAAGAGAAAUUUUGUUUUAACAAAAACUUUAAUUUUACAUCUUUUACAUAUUGCCAUUUAGACUCUUUUAAUGAGCAAUUAAAUAUUGGAAAUGAAUAUGAAAAAUUGAAAUAUUUAAAAUUGAGUUUUGACCUUUAUUAUAAUAAUCAGGAGCAACUCAGUGAGGAAUCCUUAAGAAUAAUUGGUGAAAAAUUUAUAUAUAAUGAGUAAAGUUAACUUGAGGAAUUAACUUUUCAUCAAUGUCAUUUAAAACCUCCCGGAAUUCAAGCAUUAACAGAAGGUGCAUCUAAAUUUAGAAGUGAAAUUGAAUCAAGAAAUAAAUAAAGUUCAACUUAGUUAAAAUUAAAGAGAUUCAAUAUUUAUUAUAGUUUGUAUAUAGGAUUAGAAGGUGCUGAAUUAAUAAACAAAGAGAUUUUAUACUUUGAAUACAUAUCCAUUGAGCGAAUAGAAUUGGAAGUUACAAAUUGGAGUAGUGAGAUGUAAAUAGAUCUUUGUAAAUAAGCAAUAAAUUGGUUAAAAUUCUAAAAACAAUUUAAACGAACUUAUAUCAAUCAUUUACCAUUAAAAUAUUUCGAUAUUGGAAGGAAUGAAUUUGUAUAAACUGAAGAAGCAUGGAAUUUAACUUGCUCAACAAUAUUAUUUAGUAAUUUAACACCAUGUAUGGAAACAGUCUUUUUACAUUUCAUGGCUCUUACAGAUGCCUCUACCGAAAUUAUUACAAAAAAUGCCAGAACAUAUUUUGCAUCCAAACCAUCUGGAUAUGUCUAUUAAGUUAAACGACUAAGUUUUUCUUAUAAUGGUUCAUUGACACAUAAAGGUUGGCUUGAUGUGUCUUAGAAUUUAUUCUUUCACCCAAAAGUGGAAUUAUUAGAAUUAAAUAUUUCAGACACUAAUUUAGAUAAUGAUCGAAAACUUUAGAAUAUCGUUGAUUCUGCCAUUCAAAAAGCAAAGAACUCAUCCAACAGAAAACUUUCCAUACACACCUUAUUGACUCAUAAUACUGUCUUAAAAUAAAAAAUACAACCAUAUCUAUCCGAUUAACCUGAAGGUUACGGUCCUCCUCCAGAUUUACCAAUAGAUAUAGAUUAUGGAAUGAAUGAUGUAGGUCGAUUCGCAGGAACUCCUGAAGAGUUUGGCUAUUUUAACUAAUUAUAAUAUAACAUUAUGUACAAUCAGAGAAACUUUAAAACAGCAAGCUGGACUGAAUAGGCAAUAAUUAAAGUCUCCUAAUAUCAUUUGAGUUUAGCUAAUCAUUAUAUCUAAAUUCUGAAUGAUCAUUUCAUAGAAAAUAGAAUGUAAUCAGCUACCAUUUAUUUAAAUUUGAAUACAUUAGAUUUAUUUUGCAAUUACUUUAAAUAUACAACUAAAGAACCUGGAUGUCCUUAUCCAUUUACAUUACUUUUUUAAAAUGACACAUUUUUGGCUUUUAAAUAAUAAAAUAGCAUAAUCUAAAAGAUAGUAAUUAUAAAUGCUUAAACUCAGGGAUUAGAAAAGGUAACACAUUAAUUCAUACUAUACAUUUGGGAGAAUAUCAAAUCAUAUUAAUCUUCAAUUGAUCAGAUAAUUAUGGAUUAUUAUUUAGAUGACGAUUUAAUCGAUGAAAUGUUUAAAUUAGGUUAUACAGAAGCUGAGAUUGUUUAAUUAAUCAGAUUGAUUCCACCCUCCAAAAUUAGAGUAUAAAAUACUUUGACUUUAUAAGCCAUCAAAGCAAUUUAUUCAAUUUUUUACGAUACUAAUCAUUUUGAAUAUUCAUCCAUAUAAUACGAUUUUGAUAACUUUUUAAAUAUUGGUAUUGGCUAUGCUUUAAGAGAAUUAGCUUAUAAUAUGAAGCCGAUUGGUUGCAGAAAGCUUUUUAAAAAGGUUUUAUAUAAAAUUUGUAAUGCCUUUGUUUAAUAAACAAAGCAGUAUAAAUUCAAUAAUGAAGUCACGAAUUUAAACAAAUUUUUAUCUACUAAGCAGAUUUACUUUUUCUUCUUAGUCAUAAAUAACUUAUUAUUUUUAGCAAUAUGUUUAAUCGCUCCUUAUUUUUUUAGUCACUACUAUUAAGGGGAUGCAUCUGCAGCUACAAGACAAGAUUUUUGUAUUAAUCAACCUAAUAAAGUGGCAUUUUAUUUAUAUUAUUCUUUUGCUGGAGUCUCUAUGAUUUUGGAGGCAUACAUAUAUAAGAACAUUAUUUAACAUGUACCAACAUUUAUCGAAAAAUUCGCAAUUUAGAUCUAUCCUAAUGAAGAUAGCUAAAUCUAGUAACAAAAAGAAAAUGAUGAGAAACCAAAAAGUGAUUAUAAGAAAUAAGGGUCUGUUUUGAAGAGUGCGCAAACAUAAUUAGAUAAAUUUGCUAAUUCCAGUUAAGCUAUAGUUGAGAUCGUAGUUUUAUGCAAAAAUAUCGUCACCAGCCAACUUGCUUAAAUACGAUUAAUUCAAUGA
Paramecium tetraurelia is the source of this 6507-nucleotide messenger RNA. RefSeq lists its product as uncharacterized. The transcript has 4 exons. Lineage: Eukaryota; Ciliophora; Oligohymenophorea; Peniculida; Parameciidae. Gene Ontology annotation, cellular component: SCF ubiquitin ligase complex. Gene Ontology annotation, biological process: SCF-dependent proteasomal ubiquitin-dependent protein catabolic process. The record is from RefSeq and is a predicted model, not a curated record.